This is a messenger RNA of Melozone crissalis (California towhee), 4225 nucleotides long. RefSeq names its product rubicon autophagy regulator (gene RUBCN). The coding region runs from base 41 to 3187 and encodes 1048 amino acids. Gene Ontology annotation, cellular component: late endosome; early endosome. NCBI's taxonomy places the organism in Eukaryota, Metazoa, Chordata, Aves, Passeriformes, Passerellidae. Gene Ontology annotation, biological process: negative regulation of endocytosis; negative regulation of autophagosome maturation. Gene Ontology annotation, molecular function: phosphatidylinositol phosphate binding. The transcript is spliced from 23 exons. The record is from RefSeq and is a predicted model, not a curated record.
CGGUGUCGCGGUGGCGGCGGCGGGGCCGCGCGCGCCCGGGAUGGACAUCGGGCCCCACGCGGGGCACGCGGAGAGCCGGAAAGAGCACUGGAAGCUCCUUGGCAACUUGAAGACCACAGUGGAAGGUUUGGUGUCCAUCAGCAACCCAAAUGUCUGGUCCAAGUAUGGUGGCUUGGAACGGCUCUGCAGAGACAUGCACAGCAUCCUCUACCAUGGGCUCAUCCAUGACAAGGUGUGCUGCAGACAGAAGGAUUACUGGCACUUUGUGAAGGACAUCCGCUGGCUGAGCCCGGGCUCUGCGCAUCACCUGGAGAAGUUCAUCAGCCUGCAGGAGAGUGGCCAGCGUGACCCCGAGGGCCCAGGGGACCAGGCCAUUGCCCAGCUGUGGCUGCAGCACAGCCUGCAGUGCCACUGCCUGUCAGCUCAGCUCAGGCCGCUCCUGGGGAACCGGCAGUACAUUAGGAAGUUCUACACAGAUACUGCCUUCCUGCUCAGUGACGCCCACGUCACGGCCAUGCUGCAGUGCCUGGAAGCUGUUGAGCAGAACAACCCCAGGCUUCUGGCUCAGAUCGACACCUCCAUGCUGGCUGGCACGUCACUGCCAUCCCUGUGCGCGUCAGAGCCUUCUGCUGGGACAAGGGACAUGUGUGAGCACAGUGCUGAGGGACACCAGAGCCGUCUGCCGGGAGCGCUGGGCUGCCUGGAUCAUUUCACUGAGAGCCUGCUUACCAGGAAAAGUGACAAUCCAUCUCCAUCUCCAAUGACCAAGAGUCAGAGCCUGACUGCCCUCCCUGCAUCCCCGUGCGUCCCUGCUGCCCCCUGCGCUCAGCAGCGCUGCUUUGGGUCCUUCUCCAGCCUCCAGCAUCCAGCCUCCUCUGGCCUCUCAGACAGGAGACCAGUGAGUUCCUGUGGCAGCUCCAACUCCACCCAGCCCCAGGAGCGCUGCCCGUCCACCCGCUCCUCCUCCUUCAGCGAGGGCAGGUCCCCUCUGGAGCAGCCCAGCUCUGCCACCCGCUUCCACGUCCCCUCACACAAAGACCCCUUCUCUCCAGCCAGCGAGAUGAGCUCCAGCACCACCAGCCAGAGUGAGGAUACUUGGACAGGGAGUCAGGAUGAUCCACAGAGUGACGUCAAUGACGGGCCAGAGUACCUGGCCAUUGGGAACCUGGGCCGCCGGGGCCGGGCGUGCAGCAGCAGCAGCAGCACCAAGAGCAGCAGCAGCUCUAAACUCUUCUCCUCCAGCAGCUCCCAGAAGCUGGACUCAGUCUCGUCCCUGGGGGAGCAGGGGGCAAGCGGAGGGGGCAGCAGGGGCCUGAGCCUCUUGCGCCGGUCCAGCUUCUCGGAGGGACAGUCCUCAGCUCCACAGGGCAUCCUCAAGAAGAGCCACGUGCGCUCGCACUCUGACACCAACGUGACUUCUGGGAAGUUGCACGGAGGCCUCAGGGAUAUCACCAUUAUAAUAGAAGAUCCAGUGGCAGAGUCCCACGGUGAUCCCAGUGGAGGGAGAGGGCCGGUCUGUGCUUCCACGCAGAGCAGUGAACUGAGCACACCCAGCUCCCUCUACAUGGAGUAUGACUCUGGGCAGUACCUGAGCUCGGGGGAAGGGAUGUUCAGGAGACCUUCUGAAGGGCAGUCCCUCAUCAGCUACCUCUCUGAGCAGGACUUUGGCAGCUGUGCAGACCUGGAGAAGGAGAACGCCCACUUCAGCAUCUCAGAGUCCCUGAUCGCUGCCAUUGAGCUGAUGAAAUGCAACAUGAUGAGCCGGCAGCUGGAGGAGGAGGAGGAAGACAGUGACAAGGAGAUCCAGGAGCUUAAACAAAAGAUUCGCAUUCGGCGCCAGCAGAUCCGCACCAGGCACCUGUUCCCUGCCUGCCAGGAGCUGGGCUCAGACAGUCUCAUGGCAACAGACAGUGGGUCCCAGUUCAGCUCCCACGGCUCCAUGCGCCUCUCUGACUCUGGCUCUGCCGAGGAUGUGGAAGAGUAUGAGAUCCGAGAUGGUAACGAUGGAUCUAACCUGAUUCAAAUGUCCAAGAACGGCCUCUCAGUGUCAAUGGCUUCCUUGUUCUCAGAUGCAGACAUCAAGAGGAACCCAGACUCCAGCAGGAAGUCCUUUCUCUCCUCAGACUCCAUAUCCCACUCCUUCCUCAAUUCAAACUCGGCAGAGGCGGUGGCCAUGGGCUUGCUGAAGCAGUUUGAGGGCAUGCAGCUCCCAGCUGCCUCUGAAUUGGAGUGGCUGGUCCCUGAGCAUGAUGCCCCACAGAAGCUGCUGCCCAUCCCUGACUCUCUGCCUAUCUCUCCUGACGAUGGAGAGCACGCUGACAUCUACAAGCUGAGGAUUCGGGUGCGCGGAAACCUGGAGUGGGCCCCGCCACGGCCGCAGAUCAUCUUCAAUGUUCACCUGGCCCCAGCGAGAAAGGUGGCUGUGGCCAAGCAGAAUUACCGGUGUGCAGGCUGUGGCAUCCGGACUGACCCUGAUUACAUCAAGCGGCUGCGGUACUGCGAGUACCUGGGCAAGUACUUCUGCCAGUGCUGCCACGAGAACGCCCAGACCGUCAUCCCCAGCCGCAUCCUGCGCAAGUGGGACUUCAGCAAGUACUACGUGAGCAACUUCUCCAAAGACCUGCUGAGUAAGAUCUGGAGUGACCCACUCUUCAACGUGCAAGCUAUCAACCCUGCCCUGUACCAGAAAGUGAAGGCUCUCAACCAAGUGAGGCUGCUGCGAAUCCAGCUUUUCCACAUGAAGAACAUGUUCAAGACGUGCCGGCUGGCUAAAGACCUCCUGGACUCCUUUGACACAGUGCCUGGCCACUUGACAGAGGAUUUGCACCUCUACUCGCUGAGUGACUUCAGUGCCAUCAAGAAAGGGGACCUGAUGCCUUGCCUGACAGAGCUCCUGAAGGCAGGCAGCCUGCACAUUGACAAGUGCAUGCUGUGCCAAGCCAAAGGCUUCAUCUGUGAGUUCUGCCAGAAUGAGGACGAUAUCAUCUUUCCCUUUGAGCUCAACAAAUGCAAGACAUGUGAAGAGUGCAAGGCCUGCUACCACAAGUCCUGCUUCAAGAGCAGCCGCUGCCCGCGGUGCGAGCGGCUCCAGGCGCGCAGGGAGCGGCUGGACAGGCAGCGCACGGAGCCCGACAGCUCGGACUGCGAGGGGGAGCUGCAGCUGCCACAGCCAGGGCCUGCCACGUGAGCACGAGCAGCCAAGGAGCAGAUCAUGGCUUUGUUAUGUGCAUGGCCUUCAUCACAGAGACUGAGCCACACGGACUGGGGAUGAGGACUGCUGGGAGGCCUGGAGCACUGUCCUGAAGGGAUUUCUUUUCACAGUUCUGCUGGGCUGGGAAAGGAGCAUAUUCCACCGUGUGGAUCUGCUCCAGGUACUGCUCCCACUCCCUGAUGCCUUUGCUUGGAGAGCUGCUCCUGCCUGUCCUGCAGGCAGAACAGGGACCUUUACCUAGCAGUUGUUCAUGCUGGACCCAGCAGGGCUGUGCUGUCCAUCCCUGUGGGUCCCCUGAAGGGUCAGCACUCACUGCUCAUCAGCUGUACACUGGGAAGCUCUGGUCACAUCUGCUCCUUGGAGGAGGGAAUCAGGUCUCAGUCCUGUGAUCCUCCAUUCUGCUGCUGGGGGUUGUGUGCAUGGAGGGAGGGUGGGGUUUGGGGUUGGUUGUGUAUUUAACAGCUCCCUUUCUCAAAUGUGCUGUGGGACACUGCUGGAGAGCAGUUGCUCUCACUCCAGAAUCAGAGCAGAGGACGUGGCAAUGAUGAAAAUGCCAGAUUUCUCUGUGCUGCAGAGGGACAUUGCCCCUGGAGCAGCUGCACAAGUGGAUGUGCUGAUGGACUUUUGGCAGGCAGAUCCCCAUGGCUCCAUAGAAAUCUGCCUCCAUGGGACAUGGUGAGGCUUCUGACCCUACUUCCUCCUCAUGCUGCCAGUUUGUCCUACCAGGGAGAUACGUCCUCCUUUAAGGAUGACAUGGGACCUCACUCUGGUGGCACCAGAACCUGCCUUGUGUGGAGCUGCCUCUCUGCCUUUGACCUGUCAGGAUGCAGGUGAAGGCUCAUCCCUCCAGCUGCAUCCCCAAGCCUCUGUUUAGCUGUGUGUUUUUCUUUUUUUAAUCUGCUGGACUUGGUUUUAUUUUUUUAAUGUGAUUGUUUGUAUUUUUAACUCUGUGUUCCCCUCAAGGAGGUGCUGCUUGAAAUGCCUUCUUAGAGGGCAUGUGAUCUGCUUGGGACU